AUGGAAGAACCGACAGCUUACACCUCUGUUGAUUAUGGUCGUCCUGAUGUUAUUGUUCUUAUUGCAUUAUUUUUCUUUGAAUCAAUUAUGUUUCCAACUAUAUUCGUGAUGGAUACCGCUAAUCUUGAUCGUCGUACAGCUGGUUUUCUUAUAAUGGAAGUCUUCGGCGAUGCUGUUUUCUCAUCAAUUAAUUAUGGUUUUAGUUGUGCUGAAUCAACAAAUUUCGCUUUGGAACAUUGGAUUGAAUAUGGUAAACAUUGA
Molecule: messenger RNA, 261 nt
Organism: Rotaria sp. Silwood1
Lineage: Eukaryota; Metazoa; Rotifera; Eurotatoria; Philodinida; Philodinidae
Source: the annotation of a GenBank genome assembly